This is a messenger RNA of Drosophila obscura, 2344 nucleotides long. RefSeq lists its product as uncharacterized. Bases 453 to 2132 code for a protein of 559 amino acids. The transcript is spliced from 2 exons. Lineage: Eukaryota; Metazoa; Arthropoda; Insecta; Diptera; Drosophilidae. The record is from RefSeq and is a predicted model, not a curated record.
GCGAGUUACCACCUCAGCACCUACUCUCACCCUCGCCCCGCCGAAACCACUUCGGCUAGCAUAGCAGGCCCUAACGUCAACAACGUCGACUCCGCAACAAAGUUGCACCAGCUCAACUUACAUAAACAAUAUCAGACCUCAGCAACCAAACAUCCGUUCCGAUUGAGGAAUGGGGAGUAAGCAGAUUCUCUGUCGCCCAAAAGAGCAAGGCCAGCAAAUUGUAAUUAAGUUGAAAACCUAAAGAAGAAAUAUAGAAUCAGAAUACUUUUGAAACUCAACCACUCCGGGUGUACUUUAUUCCGCAACCAAGUCCAACUACAACUCCCCAAACAACUUAACCGAUCCACUAGGAUCAUAACUGGCGCAGUCGGACACUCUCGUUAAAGGACGGGAAUCUGGAGGAAGUAGGACCCUAGAGGACCGAGACAGCGAGAGAGAGAACCACGCAAGAGAUGUAUUGGAAAAUAGCGACACUAACAAUCCUAUGGGUUGCAGUGAUGGAGACGAAAGGAACGUUUGAAAUCAGAGAGUUUAAAGAGGAUGAGCCUAUCGCGCAAAUCACAUUAGGAACAGCCAGGGUAAUACAAACAUAUAAAACCUUCAUACACAUAGUCCGACUAGAUGAAUAUGUAAAGAGCGUUGGCCAUUUGGAGCAAACGCUCAGGACUAUACAAGAAGAUAGCGAAACGAAGGAUCUAGUUAGGGCACUCCAAAACAAAUUGAAUCUGGUAAAAGGAAAAAUAGAAACGAUAUCGCCCAAGAAGAGAAGUAAGAGGGGAUUGAUUAACGGAUUAGGUUCGGUAGUAAAGGCAAUCACAGGAAAUCUAGACGCAGAGGAUGCGGAAAAAUUGGAACAGGAGAUCAGAAGAGUACAGGAAGAAGAAGGAAGGUUAAAUGAAGAAAUAAGUACACGUCAGAACAUGGACAAUAGGUUCAUUAUAAUGUUUAAAAACUUAACACAACAUAUUAACGAAGAACAAAUUAGGGUAAACUCUUUUAUUAACAACUAUAAAAACGGGAUAAGUAAAACAUUUGUGGAAGAAGACAAAAGAAUUUAUAGAAUAGAAUACAUUGACAGAAUUUCAAUCACGAUAGACAUGAUAGCAUUGAACCUCAACGAAGUAACGGAAAGCCUAUUAUUAGCAAGGGUAGGAAUAAUCCCCAAGUUCAUAUUAAAUAAAGAAGAAUCACAGAAAAUUACACAGAAUUUAGAAGACCAAAAGGUGCAGAUACUAUCAGAGGAACACAUGUACGAAUUUUUAGAGUUAAAAGCCAUAAUGAAUGGUACCGACAUAAUAUUUUCAAUAAGUCUACCAAUUUUUAAGAAAGAAAUGUAUGUACUGAAAAGAUUACUACCAUUACCCAUAAAUAAGACAGAAUUUGUAAUAGCACCUAAUUUUGUAGCUCAUAACAACAACAAAAUGUAUUAUUAUAAGAACAAAUGUCAACAAAUAAGGGAACUUUAUACAUGUAAAAACGACAAGAUCGUAAAGAGAAUCAACGAAGGUUGUCUGAGAAGUCUGAUGAAUGGAGUGGCAACGGAAUGUGAGACAAAAGAUAUAGGAUUCCGCAGAGAAAUCUUCCAACCGGAAAAAGGAUAUAUUGCAAUUUUCAAUGGUGAGGAAGUGAAGAUACAGACGGAUUGUGGACUAGAAAAAGUAUUCAGCGGAUCAGCAAUCAUCAUUUUCAACGAUUGUGGAACAGUAGUUAACAACAUCCAAUACGAGGCAGUAGAGCAGCUAGAAGUGGGACACAUGAAACUCGACAUUCCACAGAUAAUGUCCUUGAAGAAAAACCGAACAACUCAAGAAUUGGGGAUCCACGAACUCAAGAUGGAGGACAUCAAAACUAAUUUGGAAAUUGGAAGAAUGCGAACCGGAAUGGUGAUACAGACUACAACAACGUAUGCAGCUCUUGGAGUACUACUGGUGGGUGCGAUAUGCACAGUUUAUUUUUCAAGAAGGACGACCAUUUACGCAACAACAACUACAAACCCCACUCCCACACCAUCGCACACCUUCGCACCAACCAUUCCUCCGUUAUGGUCAGUAGCUCAGACUGAGGGGGGAGGAGUUACCACCUCAGCACCUACUCUCACCCUCGCCCCGCCGAAACCACUUCGGCUAGCAUAGCAGGCCCUAACGUCAACAACGUCGACUCCGCAACAAAGUUGCACCAGCUCAACUUACAUAAACAAUAUCAGACCUCAGCAACCAAACAUCCGUUCCGAUUGAGGAAUGGGGAGUAAGCAGAUUCUCUGUCGCCCAAAAGAGCAAGGCCAGCAAAUUGUAAUUAAGUUGAAAACCUAAAGAAGAAAUAUAGAAUCAGAAUACUUUUGAAACUC